Arachis stenosperma is the source of this 1158-nucleotide messenger RNA. RefSeq lists its product as uncharacterized. The transcript has a single exon. The coding region runs from base 1 to 1158 and encodes 385 amino acids. Lineage: Eukaryota; Viridiplantae; Streptophyta; Magnoliopsida; Fabales; Fabaceae. The record is from RefSeq and is a predicted model, not a curated record.
AUGAGUCAUGAGAAGCCAAGCUUAAAAGCAGACAUCCCAGUUGAACACAUUAUUGAGGUAGAGGAUGUUGAAAAAGAGGAUGAAGUACAAGACAUGGUUGAAGAAGAAGCGGCCCAACCAAGGAAUGGAGCACCAAAGGAAGCUAAAGUUAUAAGAGAAGCCGUUCCCAUUCUUUUUCCACACCUUGCUAGGAAACCCAGAAAGCAGAUGGAGCUAGACCCCAAGAUGGUGGAGAUCUUCAAAAAGGUUGAGGUAACUAUUCUCCUUUUUGAUGAUAUUCACCAGGUACCUAAGUAUGCUAAGUUUCUAAAAGAUUUAUGCAUAAAUAAAGAUAAAAUACAUGAUUUAGAAACUAUUCCUCUAGGUAGCUCUAUUUAUGCUUUAAUUGGUGUCAUACCAGAAAAAUGUGGGGAUCCAGGUCCAUGCAUGGUUACUUGUACUAUUGAGGGUGUACAAUUUUUUGACUGCAUGUGUGAUUUAGGUGCAUGUGUGAGUAUUAUGCCAUUAUCUAUAUAUGAUGCUUUGAGGCUCCCUCCCUUAAAAUGGUCGGCAUCAUGUUUUGUUUUAGCAGAUAAAAUCCUAAUCUCGGUGGUUGGAAUUGCUGAGGACGUGCUGGUGAGCAUUAAGGGGCUAACAUUCCUUAUUGACUUCUACAUUUUAGAUAUGCCCCCUAAUGACUCAGGAAGACCAUCAUCCAUCCUGCUUGGAAGGCCAUUUCUGAAGACUUCAAGGUUCAAAUUGGAUGCCUUCUCGGGAACUUACUCUUUUGAGAUAGAUGGCAGAGCAGUGAGUUUCAACCUGGAUGAAGCAAUGAAGCACCCACCGGAAGAUCACUCCAUCUUGCAGUGCGACAUUAUUGAUGAGACCAUGGCUGAAGUCCACCAGGAAGAAGUAGAAGGGAUGAACAUGGAGCAAGGUGCAAGUGUGGGGAAACCCUCUGAGCUUCCUGAAAAUACCUUGCCACCACCAAUGGUCCCAGAUGAUCAAGUGCCUAGCCAUGAGCAGCACAUGGAGUUGAAGCCCCUUCCACUCCACCUCAAGUAUGCUUACCUUGAGGAUAAUCAGAAGCUCCCAGUUAUCAUUGCAAGGGAUCUCAUAUCCCAACAGGAGGAGCAGUUGCUUAGUAUGCUAAGAAAGCACAAGAAAGCUAUUGGGUAG